Pneumocystis carinii B80 is the source of this 212-nucleotide messenger RNA. Its product is annotated as protein kish-A. The record is from RefSeq and is a predicted model, not a curated record. NCBI's taxonomy places the organism in Eukaryota, Fungi, Ascomycota, Pneumocystomycetes, Pneumocystales, Pneumocystaceae. Gene Ontology annotation, biological process: protein secretion; intracellular transport. Bases 9 to 212 code for a protein of 67 amino acids. The transcript is spliced from 3 exons.
UACAUAUAAUGUCUGCUCUUUUUAAUUUCCAGAGUUUACUUCUUGUUAUUCUCUUAUUAAUUUGUACUUGUACUUAUAUUCGUGCUCAAGCACCUGCACUUAUGGAUAGGAAUAAAAAUGGGGCAUUUUCAGUUUUUUGGAAAGCUGCAAGAAUAGGUGAAAGACUAAGCCCAUAUGUUUCAAUAUGUUGUAUCUUAAUGGCUGUAUAUUAA